AUGGUGAGAGGAAUGCUGAUUGCUGAGUAUCUGAAGCGUUUCGACCUCGCGCCCCACUUCUCCCAGGAGGACUUCGUGCACUGGUUCCUGCCGCAGGCCGGCAUCGUCGACAGCUUCAUCGUCGAGAACGGCGGCGUCGUCACCGACUUCGUCAGCUACUACACCCUGCCGUCGACCGUCAUGCACCAUCCCGUGCACAAGACCCUGAAGGCCGCCUACUCGUUCUACAACGUCUCCGCGAAGACGCCGUGGGUCGAUCUGAUGAACGACGGUCUCAUCUCGGCGAAGCAGCUCGAAUUCGACGUCUUCAACGCGCUCGACCUAAUGGACAACAAGGAGUUCCUGGAGACGCUGAAGUUCGGAAUCGGCGACGGCAAUUUGCAAUAUUACUUGUACAAUUGGAAAUGUCCGAGCAUGCAGGCGAACAAAAUAGGACUCGUUUUGCAAUAA
Photinus pyralis (common eastern firefly) is the source of this 450-nucleotide messenger RNA. RefSeq names its product glycylpeptide N-tetradecanoyltransferase 2-like. Gene Ontology annotation, molecular function: glycylpeptide N-tetradecanoyltransferase activity. Gene Ontology annotation, cellular component: cytoplasm. The transcript has 2 exons. NCBI's taxonomy places the organism in Eukaryota, Metazoa, Arthropoda, Insecta, Coleoptera, Lampyridae. Gene Ontology annotation, biological process: N-terminal peptidyl-glycine N-myristoylation. The record is from RefSeq and is a predicted model, not a curated record. Bases 1 to 450 code for a protein of 149 amino acids.